CACUCUUCCAGCAAAGUGAUGGCCGCAGCUGUGAAAGUCAACGGGCUUGAAGAAAAUGAAAUCUACUAAAAAGGGAAUUCAAUUAGCCAUGAUCCCGAAGUAUUCCCUAAUGGGCCCUUUCAAGGGACACAUGUGCACAAAGAGUAGCCCACUUUGUUUAGGAUCAUCCUGCAAAUUGUCUACCCAGUUUAUCAUCCAAGAUCGUAUGGCUAUACAUUACAACAACCUACUUUCAACCAAAGCUGCUGUUGAUACAUCUAUGCCAAAAACCUUGUCUACGAGCAUUAAAUUUAAAGAUCAACAGAAAAGAGAGAGACUUAAGAAAGCAGUUCAAAAAUAUCAGAAGAAAAUUGUGCACCUCCAUCCAUCACCUCAAGUGAACACCAGAUCUGUCUCAUCAUCAGCAUGCAGAAUUCCUUCCGCAAAAGAAUUGACUUCAAUGAAAAUAACUAAAUGCAAUCCAGAAAAAUGUACAAGUAUCUUCCAUAAUAACCUGUUGUCACAGGAAAUAAAUUUCUCAAGUGUAUUUCCUUCAAAAAUCCCCAAGCUAGUUUCUCCUGUUAAUGCACAGCCAAAAGAACCCAUUGAAGGUGUUAUCACUUCUGGUUCAUCACUUCCUAUAGGCUACAGCAUGAAUAAUUUCAGAAGAUUUGUAUUUCCUUGCAACCAGUCAGUCGAAUUCAACAACAGACACUUGAUGAACAGAUCUUUCCAGGACCCCCAAAAGAAAACUUUCAGUGGAGACAUUUUUAUUAAGCAUUCCAAUUGUUUUACAGAAGAAAAUCAGUGUUUUACUCCAAGAAUCUUGAAGAAAACUGCAAAGUCAUUUCUUUCAAAAUACCGAUAUUACACAGCACCCAAAAAGAGGUUAACAAAUAUACCUGUUGUUCAGGUAAAUCUGGAUGCAGAUGAUACCAAGCAGUAUCCAACACAGGAACUUAGAUCUACAAGAUUGACUAAGAAAACGCAGAAUAUAUAUUCAGCAAAUUCAAGAUUGGCAUGGGAUAAUGAACUGGAAUAUUUGCAGUUUCUCAAAGAUGUAACAGAUGAUAUUUUGUUCAGAGGUUAUCAUUCAAACAAGAUCCUGGAAAAUGUUUUCCAAAAGCACAUUGAAAGAAACAAGCAUUAUCUUAAUGAGGAUAAGCUGAAAAACAUUCUUCAAAACCUGAGAGAUGAACUACAAACAGAUCCAAUCAUCAGUUCCUCAGAAUAAGGUGCAGCAGUACAGAAGCCUUGCCAUCUUAAGCAGAGAUUCAAUCCUCUACGGACGAUAGUAAAAAGUGAUUAGAAUGAUAAUGUGGACUUAGUUGAUAAUGAAAGCAACGCAUUUUAAGAAAUUAUUUCUGACAUGAAAAUACAAUCAACAAUGCAUUCAACUGAACAAUAUUUAUUCAAAGAACCAAAUUACUUAUUAUUUAUUCUAACACCUUAACUAUCCCUGUCCAUUCAAAUGAAUGGGGUUGCUGUAACUGUACUUAAGUUCUUAUGGUUGAAACCCAGUGCAGUUGCUGGAAAAUCAGCAGCUUUAUAUUCUGCCAACGCACUGCAGCAACAAUGCAGGUUAUUGUGUAGGUUUGAACAAAUUCUUGCAAGCAUGCCACAAUUACCAAACUUAGAGUUGGCCAAAUCUCAAGCCCAUCAAUAUUUUCUUUUUAACAGCAACGUUAGUUGCAGUAGCAAUUGGUAAUUUUGCCUGGCAUUCAUGCUUUUUAUUUAUUCAUUUAUGGAUUUGGGAGCCAGCAGUUAUUGCCCUAAUUGCCCUUGAGAAGGUGGUGAUGAGCUGCCUUCUUGAACUGCUGCAGUCCCUGAGGUGGAGGUACACUCACAGUGCUGUUAGGGAGGAAUUCCAUGAUUUUGACCCAGUGACAAUGAAGGAACGGUGAUAUGUUUCCAAGUCAGGACAAUGAGUGACUUAGAGGGGGAUUUCCAAGUGGUGGUGUUCCCAGGUAUCUGCUUUUCUUGUCCUUCUAGAUGGUGGUGAUCGUGGUCUGGAAGGUGCUGCCUUAGGAACUUCAGUGUGUUGUUGCAGUGCAUCUUGUAGAUAGUACACACUGAUGUAACUGUUCAUCGAUGGUGGGGGGAUUGGAAGCUUAUGGAAGGCAUAUCAAUCAAGUGGGCUGCCUUGUACUGGAUGGUGUCAAGCUUCAUGAGUGUUGAUGGAGCUGCACUCAUCCAGGUGAGUGGCGAUUAUUCCAUUACACUCCUGACCUGAGCCUUGUAGAUGGUGGACAGGCUUUGGGGAGCCAGGAGGUGAGUUACACACCAGGGAAUUCCUAUCCUUUGGCCUUCUCUGGUAGCCACCGUGUUUAUAUGGCUAGACUAGUUCAGGUCCUGUGAAUGGUAACCCCCCCCAGGAUGUUGAUAGUAUGCUGCUCAGUAUCUAAAGCUAUAAUGCUGUGUAACUCAUGAAUUAAAUGCAGAAUCUGCUGAGAAGAUAAAAACAAAUAUUGCUUUUAGUAUGUUUUCAUCCCCCAUAGUAAAAAGAUAUGUAAUGCUUUUGAGAAACAAGGUCAAAUAUGAAUUGGUAACCUGCAGUUUGGCUUUUAACAUAUAACUACCAAAUAAUCCCACCAACAUCCAGAUGAACUAUUGUUACAAGCUUUUAUCCAUAUCAACUGUUCACCAAGGAGGUAAAAACAUAAUGAAAGAUUUUGUAGUCAGCAAUAAGGCAAUCCAUCCUCAUUGCUGACUUCGAUAAAAUGGGUUUACCUUAAGUAAUCUUUGCUGAGAGAACUUAUAAAGGAAAAACAGUUAGGAUCAUUGAUGCAUUAGUCCUUAGGAUGGAAGUAGACUCUUACUUCAAUACUUAAUAUUAACCCUGUUCUAGAAAGGAAGAAUCUAACAACAGGUUAAGUCAUUGACCCAAAUUUAGCACAAGUAGUUAAAACCUGGAAGUUUUGCACAUCUUUUGAUGGAAUUGUUUGCCUCAUGUUUUUCAAGAAUUACAAAUGUAAAAACACAAACCUUUUAAAACUAUUUUGUACUUUUCACAAUUCUGCCCUCCUCAACCACUCAGAGUUGUUGUAUGUCUGCCUAAUCCUAUGUGUACCUAUUUCUGUAAUAGCUUUCAAAAACUACAACUAAUUGAAAGAACAUGUUAUUUUACUGAAAUUUUGUGUCAUGCCAGUAACUCAGCCAUAAUGCUUUGAAAUUCAUUCCAUAAUUUAGGUACAGCCUUAAGUAUAUUUUAACAGCCCUAGAAAAACAAAUUCAAAUUUCUCCAUAAUCAUACCCAUACAAAAUAAUGAGCAAUGUCAGUGGCUCAUCUGACAUGUCAUGUGACUUUUGAGUGAACUAGGCAGUGAAUGGUAGGGAAUCACUCAAAAUUAAUACUUACCCCCUGAACUCCAGUGUCAAAACACUGUCCACUUUCACAGCAACUUCAAGAUUUCCACAUUGACAUGCAUCAAAAUUCCAUACCUGCUAUCAAUUGCAGUAGGUGAGGUACUGAAGAUGGAUGCUGAGUUUGCUAUCGUUAUCACACAAAAUCUAGCCCAUAAUCUAGGCUGUUUUGAAGAAAACAGCAGUUUUAUUUUUUCCAGAGAAAUUAGAACUCAGAUGCAUUCACGAAUCUACAAUACAACAAUGUGCAAAAACCAGAUUUCUCCCAAUUGGUUUCCAUAGAUGAAGGAACAGCACUAACCACUCCAUUAAUUGUGCAGUACAGAGAGGGUUCAACUCAAUCCCCACAAUACUUGGGAGUUCAAAACUCGCUGUCACUUUGACACAUGAGCAACCUCCUCUUCUGUAGAAAUUCUGGUGAGUCGUACAUCUGAUCCCACAGCAGUCUAGACUCGACUCCUUAAACUUGAAGUUACUCAUUUAGAGUGUAUACCUCCUUCCUUUUAACCUUUAAUUGAUAAGCAUUUUCAAAUUCCACCUGGUAGAGCGGUAUAACAUGUGAUGCUACAAACUGGGCUCUAUAGACUAGGUCUUAAAAACAGAAGCCAGUGCACAGGCAUGGGAAGCGGCAGUAGAAGGCAGACAGGCGCCACCAAACAUGGUGAGUUCUUUCUCUUGCGUGGAUUUUUUUUCUUAUUUUUUGAAGCAUAAAAGAGAUGGGGUCAAGCGGAGUGGGAACAUAAAGAGGCUUCGACGCGAACAGGCUGAGGCCAAAGAAACAGGUAAGAAGGGUAGGUUUUUCUUUUCAUUUUGCUGAUUUGGUCUUGGUUGCCCAUUGUACAGUGCAGGCAGGAUGUUAGAAAUGGCUGAGGAAUGCUCCUCCUGUAGGAUGUGAGAAUUCAUGGAACCUCAUGACCUCCCUAAUGACUAUACCUACGGGAGGUGCAGCCAGCUCCAGCUCCUGAAAGACCACGUUAAGGAGCUGGAUGAACUAAAGAUCAUUCAGGCGGCAGAGCAAUUGAUAGAUGAGGCUUUUGAGCAGAUGGUUACAACCAGAGUGCAAAAGUAGAUGGUGAACACUGAGAGAGGUAAAGGGUGAAAGAAGUCAGUGCUGGGUCCUCCUGCAUCUAUUCCCCUUGGCAACAGGUAUACCCCUUUGGAAACUGAGGGGGGGGGGUUAUCUAUCUGAGAAAGUCAGCAGCAGCCAGACCAAUAGUACCGUGGUUGGCUCUGAGCCUUAGAAGGGUAGGGUGAAGUCUGGCAGAGCAAUAGUCUUAGGGGACUCAGUAGUUAGGGGGACCGAUGGGAGAGUCUGCAGCAGCAGAAGAGACACCAGGAUAGUGUGUUGCCUCCCGGGUGCUAGGGUCCAGGAUGUCUCCGAGUUGUUGCAGAAUAUUCUUGAAGAGGUUGAGCAGCUGGAGGUCGUGGUACAUAUUGGUACCAAUGACAUGGGUAGGAGAGGGGUAGAGGGGUUUAGGGAGUUAGAAAGGAGGCUGAAGAGCAGGAUGUCCAUGGUGGUAAUCUCCGUAUUAUUCCCAGUGCCAUGAGCUAGUGAAAGUCAGAACAGAAAGAAAGCGCAGAUGAAUGAGUGGCUGAGGAGAUUGCCUCCUGCACUUGAGUUUCAUGUUCUUGGAUCAUUGGAACCUUUUCUGCAGAAGGGGUGACCUGUACAAGUGGGAUGGGUUACACUUGGACUGCAGGGGAACCAAUAUCCUAGGAGGAAGGUUUGCUAAUGCUAUUGAGGAGGGUUUAAACUAGAUUUGCCAGGGGGUGGGAACCCAAGUGAAGCGGCAGAGGAUUGGGUGGCUCAAUCUGUCAAGUAGAGACAGAUUGAGGGAGUUUGUGAGGAAGGAUAGGCAGAUGAUAGAACAAAGAUGCAAUCAACUUGAGGGUUUGAGAUGUUUCAAUGCAAGGAGUGUCAUAAACAAGGCCGAUGAACUUAGAGCAUGGAUCUAUGAUGUUGUGGCCAUUACAGACUCUUGGAUGGCUCAGGGACAGAAAUGGAUGCUAAGUGUGCCAUGCUUCAGAUGUUUCAAAAAGGACAGGGAAGGAGGCAAAAGAGGUGGGGGCAUGGCAUUGCUAAUCAGGGGUAGUAUCACAGCUGCAGAAAAGGAUGAUUGUCUACUGAGUCAGUGUAGGUGGAAGUCCGAAACAGGAUGGGGGCAAUAACUACUGGGUGUUUUUUUUGUAGACCCUUCCUACCCCGACCCCCCCUUAGUAACAGGGACAUCAAGGAGCAGAUUCUGGAACAGUGCACUAAUAAUAGGGUUGUUGUGAUGGGUGAAUUAAACUUUCCUAAUAUUGAUUGGCAUCUCCUUAGAGCAAGGUGUUUAGAUGGGGUGGAGUUUGUUAGGUGUGUUCAGGAAGGUUUCCUGAUGCAACAUGUAGGUAAGCCAACCAGAGAGGUUGUACUUGAUUUGGUAUUGGAAAAUGAACUUGGUCACAUGUCAAAUCUCUUGGUGAGAGCAUUUUGGAAAUAGUCAUCACAACUCUAUAUCCUUUACGUUAACACUGAAGAGGGAUAGGAGCAGACAAUUUGAGAAAACAUUUAAUUAGGGUAGCAGGAACCAUGAUGUAGAAAGGAUGAAGAAAAUCUAAUUAAGAAGAAAAGCUUACAAAAGGUUCAAGAAACUAGGUACUGUUACAGCUCUAAAAAAUUACAAGGUUCCCAGGAAGGAGUUUAAGAAUGAAAUUAGGAGAACUCGAAGAGGCCAUGGCGAGCAGAAUUAAGGAAAACCACAAGGCAUUCUACAAGUACGUGGAUAGCAAGUGGAUGAGCUGAGUGAAAAUAGGACCUGUACAAUAGUGGAAACAUGCAUGGAGUCGGAGGAGAUAGAUACUUCGCUUCAGGAUUCACCAGGGAAAAGGUCCUUGGCAAUUGUGGGGAUGACUUACAGUGGACUGGAACACUUGAGCAUAUAGACAUUAAGAAAGAGGAUGUGCUGGAGCUUUUGACAAGUAUUAAGUUAGAUAAGUUGCCUGGACUGGCCGAAGUAUACCCCAAGCUAAUGUGGGAAGUGAGGGAGGAGAUUGCUGAGUCUUUGACAAUGAUCUUUGCAUCAUCAAUAGGGAGGGGAAGAGGAUUGGAGGCCUGAUGCUCCUGAGUGGGACCUUUUUGAGUACAAGGAGGUGUAUGAGAUGUGCCACCUGAUCACAGCAAAGUAGAAGUCAGUCUACUUCAGCAGGAUAGUAUCCUAAAUGAUCUUUUUUGAACAGUUUCCUAUGAAAGGCUCCUAUUUCGCCACCAUCAGAAAAAAAGAGACAACAAUAAAUUUACAAUAUUUUAUAAACAUACAAAUAUAGUUCCAAGAAGAUAUUAUAAAAGUAGGAUUAGAAGUACCAUAGCAUCUAGUAAGGAACCAGACCACAAAUGAAUGGUGUAUUGCAGGUUAAUCAACAUUCUAAUUGCCGUCCACAUCAUCAAAAUUUUGCUGUAGAAUGUUCAAAGUCACACAUUACAGAUCAAGCAUUUUCACUCCGCAUUGGUUCAAGUUCCUUUUCUAUGUGCAAUUUAGCAACGACGAAUGGAGAAUGUGGAGUCCAGUUCACCGGGGGUCAGGAUAGGUGGGUGUGCAGUCUGGAAGUUGGUGAGUGGAGGUCUUAACAGAAUUCGGUCUGGUGAGCUGAAUAACUACUUUGCGUAAAAGGUUAUGAAGCUGAUCAAAAUCAAGGAAUUGAUGCCUAGGAUGGCACUGCAUGUCGUCAGUUAUGUUUUUUCAGGUCAAUGCAUCUUAUGCAUGGUGGAUCCAUAAAGAGUUUCUCAGACUUCAUAGAGCUCACGAAAGAAACAUGAUUUUCUUUACAAAUUUUUAAAAUUGAAGUUGAAUAAUGUUGUGUACAAAAACCAUUGUGACAGGCAAUCCAAUUUCUAUGUCAUGAUGUACAGAAGUUAUAUUCAUCAUAUGCUAAUCACUAUGCUAAUAGUUUUGUUGCAACCAUUUUGAUCAGUUAAUAUACUUGAUGUUUCUUCAUAAUAAAGUUGCAAUAUAUACAUGC
Hypanus sabinus (Atlantic stingray) is the source of this 7338-nucleotide messenger RNA. Its product is annotated as spermatogenesis-associated protein 7-like. The coding region runs from base 56 to 1213 and encodes 385 amino acids. Gene Ontology annotation, biological process: protein localization to photoreceptor outer segment; protein localization to photoreceptor connecting cilium; microtubule cytoskeleton organization. The transcript has 11 exons. The record is from RefSeq and is a predicted model, not a curated record. NCBI's taxonomy places the organism in Eukaryota, Metazoa, Chordata, Chondrichthyes, Myliobatiformes, Dasyatidae. Gene Ontology annotation, cellular component: rod photoreceptor outer segment; photoreceptor distal connecting cilium; axoneme.